This is a messenger RNA of Mauremys mutica (yellowpond turtle), 4009 nucleotides long. RefSeq names its product S-phase kinase associated protein 2 (gene SKP2). The transcript has 10 exons. The record is from RefSeq and is a predicted model, not a curated record. Lineage: Eukaryota; Metazoa; Chordata; Testudines; Geoemydidae. Bases 160 to 1440 code for a protein of 426 amino acids. Gene Ontology annotation, molecular function: protein binding.
CCCACUUCCGUUAGGAGUAGCGCGCGCGCCUUGGGGGAUGGAACGUUGCCCCGGCCGCGCUCAGUUCGGUGGUGCUGCUGCUGCUGCGCAGAGAGGCGGCGCGGGAAGGGACGGUCGCUCCUGCUGCUGGUUAGCGGGGACCAAGGCUCCCAGCUUUUAAUGCCUCUGCGCCAGGCCACCAUGCACAGGAGACAUCUCCAGGAAAUCCCAGCUUCAGAGAGCAAUGUUUCCACAAGCUUCACAUGGUCGUGGGACCCCACCAAGACAUCAGAGCUACUCUCCGGCAUGGGAGUGUCUGUCCUUAAGAAAGAGAAGCUGGGCAGUGAGAACACCCCUCAGGAGCUGCUAGUGUCUCUUUAUCCUCCUCAGAAACGACAGAAAGUGAAAGAGAAGGACAAGGACUUUGUGAUUGCACGCAGGCCUAGGCUGCUCCGAGAGACAGAGUCAGGUAUUUCUUGGGAUGCGCUGCCAGAUGAAUUGCUGUUGGGGAUCUUUGCAUACUUACCCCUAACUGACCUGCUAAAAGUUUCCCAGAUUUGCAAGAGGUGGCAACGCCUAGCGUUUGAUGAAUCACUGUGGCAGACCCUUGAUCUGACUGGUAAAAAUCUGCUUCCAGGAGUGAUUGGGCAGUUGCUCCCUGUAGGUGUAACUGUGUUCCGUUGUCCAAGAUCCUGUAUUGGGAAACCAUUGUUUAAAAAUAACCGACCUCUUAGAGUGCAACGUAUGGACAUGUCCAACUGCACAAUAAAUGUUGCAGAUCUCCAUACUAUUCUUUGUCGUUGUGAUCAACUACAGAACCUCAGCUUGGAAGGACUAGUGCUUUCAGAUGAUAUCAUUAGAAGCAUCGCUCAGAAUUCUAGUUUGGUGCGAUUAAAUCUCUCUGGAUGUUCUGAAUUUUCUGCAGAAGCAUUGGAGAUGAUGUUGAUCAGCUGUUCUGGAUUAAAAGAGCUGAACUUGUCCUGGUGUGACUUCACAACUGAUCACAUUAAAGCAGCAGUCAACCACAUUUCUACAAAUGUAACCCAACUAAAUUUUAGCGGAUACAGACAAAAUCUACAGAUAUCAGACAUUAAGACAUUGGUGACAAGAUGCCCUUAUCUCGUCGAGUUAGAUUUAAGUGACAGUGCAAUGUUGAAGCCUGAAUGUUUUCAAUAUUUUCAUCAGCUCAUCUGCCUACAGCAUUUGUCUCUUAGUAGAUGUUAUCAGAUCUCUCCUGCUGACUUACUUGAGCUUGGUGAAAUUCCCACACUAAAAACUCUUCAAGCUUUUGGAAUAGUGACUGACAAUUCCCUACAGCUCCUAAAAGAAACGCUUCCCCACAUAAAGAUCAAUUGUUCACAUUUUACAACCAUUGCACGGCCAACGGUUGGCAGCAAAAAGAACAAGGAGAUCUGGGGCAUCAAAUGCAGACUGACACUGAGAAAUCCUAGUGGUUUGUGAUGCAGCGUUUGCUGGAUAUUCCCUUUUGUUGUCACCAAGUGUGGUGUGCUUCAUCAAGAAACCCAAACACUGGAGCAUCACUCUAGUUCUUCUUGUAAAAAGUGUUUUAACUUGGUCUUGUGCUAUAAUUUACUUAAGUAUAUUUUUAUAUUGUCCUUCUCUUACUGUGUCCAGAAAUCCAAUCAGGUAUGAGUAAUUGUAGGCAUUUUAAAAGUCAAUUUUGCUUUUAGAAAUAUUUUUGCAAAAGCGAAGUGACUAUUGCAAUUGUGCUAAACAUGAUUAAGUUAGAAAGUUUGGUAACAAAUAGUGCAGCUGUUCUAGUUAUUUGGCAAUGUGCUUAAUUCUGCAGUCUGAUGUUGCUUUAUUGGAACUGUGAUGGUCCAAAGGUGCUUCUGUAAUAAUUUUCCAAAUACAUAGCUUUGAAUAAGGCCCUUGCAAAGUAGAGAGAUGUUCUGUCAUUAGGGAACUGUUUUACUUCAUUACAACUCAGUACUUUCCUGACUGUUUCAGAUUUUAGAGCUCAGAAUGAGUAAGGGCAUUAAGUCUAUUUAGACUCCUAACUGAACAGGAUGGAAUAUUUGGUGCUAUCUGCUUUUUUCAGGGGAGAGGGGGAAGGAGGGAGGAAUAAACCAUGGCAUUGGACACUAAAUUCACUGAACCCUCUUGAUGCACUAGGAGCUGUGGGAAGGGAGAGCUAUGCAAAAGGAGCUAUGAGAAAGCUGAAUCAGAUACUAGCUAUAAGGCAGCAGAACAGAGCUACAGUGCAUUUUUUCCAACCAUUACAGAAGUGUGACCCUCACUGUUUCAAAAUGACCGUGCUGAAGAGUGUAAAACUUGAAACCCCUUUGCAAGUUUGUGAAACCAAGGAUCUCACUUGUCAGGGUGAAGUUUUCAUUGGGUAUUUUAGUCUGACUUACAUUCCAGUUCUGUGCCACUUAAUCAGCAUUUAACUUCUUCUGAUUUGUGAUUUUCCAGUAGUUUCUAAAGAUGCAUUAUUAAUGUAAGAAUCUCUUCAGAAGGAAGCUUAGUAGGUUUCUGUUUAUAUAGCCCUGUAUUCACAUCCCUUAAGUGAGACUCUGCUGGGCUAAGGAGCAGUAAAGAGGGAAAUACACAGAGCUCUUCAGGGCAAGUAAAGUAAGGGGUCAGUGGGAUCUAAUGGACAUCAAGCGUUCCACAGUACAGAAACAGCAGUCUUGCAGAUAUGCUUGCUAUAGCUGAGGGAGAUAUAAGUCACCACAGAUUCCCUUAGCUUCUACAAUGCAGAAAAUUUAGCAAACUAAGUUUCUAGGCUCUAAAAUACAGGAACUGGGACAAUAAAGAAACCCACCAAAAACUUAGCAACUUUGAUGGUAGUUCAGGAGAGAAAAAUACGAAGGUAUAGAAAUGAACAACUAGAUAACUAUUCAAGCCUAUAAGAGGGGAAAGGAUAGAUAUGUAGUUAAGGCAUGGGAGUAAGCCUUAGAGCUGGUUCUUUAUGCCUAUAGUCACCAUCUGUAAAAUGGAUAUAGUACAUCCCUGUGUUUGAGGUGCUGAGAAUAAGUUUAUUCAUGACUGAGGUGGCUAGACAGGUGCCAAGGCCAUAAGGUUACCUACAGAAAAAAUGUACAGUAGAACUUGAGUUACAAACUGACUGGUCAACUACACACCUCUUUUGGAACUGCAAGUAUGCAAUCAGGCAGCAGCAGAGAUGGGGGUGGGGGGAGUACAGUGCUGUGUUAAACUAGUAAAAUAAAAAGGGAAAGUUUUUAAAGAUUUGAGGUAAAGAAACUUGUGCUCUUCAUUUAAAUUAAUGGUUAAAAGUAGCAUUUUUCUUUUGCAUAAUACAGUUUCAAAGCUAUUAAGUCAGUGUUCAGUUGUAAACUUUUGAAAGAACUGCUAUAAUGUUUUGCUCAGGGUUAUGAACAACCUCUAGUCCCAAGAUGUUCGUAACCGAGAUUCUACUGUACAACCAUAAAGUAGUUUCAGUAAUCGAACAUGUGCUGUUAACAGGGAAAGAAGCUGAGUUUUUCCCUUUUCCCCAGGGGGGUGGAACAGGUGACAAAUUUCUAGCAGGCUUAAACAUUUAUGUAGCAAUUCACAUAUCCUGGGUAUCAUUAACUGUGCUUGCACUUUAAGCAGCUAGCAGAAGUUGAGACCAAUCUAAGUCUUCCUGGAUGCUCCCAUUUCUAUAUCCCACCAAUCUGGUCACAGAUUCACCAUAGUUUGUCAGCCUUUUGGUGUAACGCUCAAUUAAGUCUCACUUCUGAAUUUAUACUUGCAACCAGUGAGACAAGAUAUGGCACUCAACAUCCCCUUCUAUCUGUGCCUGGCCCCAGUAGGGAGUUUAAAAAGAACCUCCUCUCCUCCAACUAGCAACAGAACCCUACCUCACAUGACCAUCCAGUCUACUAGAGAUGGCUAUUGCUAAUCAGUUUUACAUGGAAGGUGAUCAAGUGCUAUACUGAGGGGCAGCAGUAUAAAACAUUAAGGGUACAUCUACACUUAACACUACAGCUGCACUGCUGUAAUGCCUAUGCUGACAGGAGGGAUUCUCCUAUUGGUGUAGAUAAUCCACCUCCCCAAGAGGCAC